Messenger RNA from Annulohypoxylon maeteangense, 2608 nucleotides. Its product is annotated as microtubule associated protein-domain-containing protein. The transcript is spliced from 3 exons. Lineage: Eukaryota; Fungi; Ascomycota; Sordariomycetes; Xylariales; Hypoxylaceae. Bases 144 to 2432 code for a protein of 762 amino acids. Gene Ontology annotation, cellular component: spindle; cytoplasm; mitotic spindle midzone. Gene Ontology annotation, biological process: microtubule cytoskeleton organization; mitotic spindle midzone assembly. The record is from RefSeq and is a predicted model, not a curated record. Gene Ontology annotation, molecular function: microtubule binding.
UAAACCAAUCUUACUUUCUACAAAAUACUCAACCGCUAAAUCACUAAACCACUAUUACCUAGUAAACUACCAGAUCACCGAAACACUUCCAUGAAUAUACACCACCAAACACUUAGCUGACUCUCGUCCAUAUCGCUUUCAACAUGGACGCGAGCUACCUUUCCCAGCAAGUCAACACCAUUAUCGGUCAGCUGCAUGGCUUAUUUGACGAGAUUGGCGUUGGUAGCCAUGAUCGCGAAAGCAGAGAAGCCGAGCUCUUCGCAGCGCUCUCGGAAACCCUCAACAACCAGGUUAAGCAGGUAACAGCCGAGAAGAAGGGGUUAGUAGAGGAGGCGCAGCGAAUUAUUACCACAAUUCGUCAGAUGGAGGCUUCUCUCGAUGGAGCUCGCUCGCAAAAUAACUACGACGAUGAUGAUCUUCGCAUUACCUAUCCGCUUACACGAUGCUUGCCGAUGUUAAAGGAGAAGCAUAAGCAAAUAAGCAAGCUGCAUCGUGAGCGAUUCGAACAAGUCAAAAAACUUGUUCAGGCACUCGAGUCCUAUUCCUCGCACCUCGAGCCGAGCUUUGUUCAGAUUGCUUUACCGCCGACUGGACAGAACCAAUCCAUCCCUCCUACAUUUGACAUCUCCCCUGCCUAUGUCAACGAACUUGACGACGAAUUUACUCGAGUCUAUGAAGAGUAUACUCGACGAGUUUCGACCGUCAAAGCUAUAUGCGAACACAUUAUUCAAUUAUGGGCGGAACUAGGCACGCCACAAGCACAGACCGACGGCACGAUCGUCAAGUAUUAUCGCGAUGCACCCGAGCAGCUUGGCCUACAUGAAGAAGAUUUAUCUAGACUCCGCAAUAAAAGAGACAAGCUAGCAGACGAGAAGAAGAAUCGCGAGAAGCGCUUGAAAGACCUUAAGGUGUCUGUCGAGGCUCUCUGGGAUAAACUAGGCGUCGAAGAAUCGGAGCGUAGGGCGUUCUUGAACGGUAACCGUGGUUGCGGCGUACGGCAAAUCAACGAGUUCGAGGACGAAUUAGCAAGAUUGAACGAGCUCAAGAGACAGAAUCUCCAUCUAUUCGUGGAGGAUGCGCGUUGCAAGCUCCAAGAGCUAUGGGACGCGCUGUACUUCUCAGAGGACGAGAUGCUCGAAUUUACGCCAGCGUUCUCGGACGUCUACAGCGAUGCGCUAUUAGAAGCCCACGAACGCGAGAUCACCCGACUGGAUACCUUGCGAGAACAGCGUGCUCCUACUCUAGCUUUGGUCGAGAAGCAUCGUACCCUUGUCCACGAACGUGAUGAGCUUGCUGCUUCCAGCCAAGAUGCGUCUCGAUUAAUGAUGCGCGGCCAGAAGGGAGAACGCCGAGACCCUGGUAAGCUAUUGAGGGAGGAGAAGAUGCGAAAGAGGAUUACAAAGGAACUCCCCAAGAUCGCCGCAGAGCUUGUCAAGUUGCUUGAGAAAUGGGAGGACGAGUACGGUCGCCCAUUCCUUGUUCAUGGAGAGAGGUACCUAGAUCUAUUGGAACCUGAAGCCCCAAAACAGGCCCCCGGUCCUAGAUCGAAGACCCCGGCAGGCCCUCCUCCGUCAGCAAACAGAGGCAUACAGAGAGCAGCAGCGCCACCCAGCCGAGGCAACAGCACUGCUACCAAGGGGGCUGCCAUUAUACGAUCAAAGACACCGACCGCGAAUAUGAAUGGGAAUGGAAAUGGGAACGGUACGAUCAAGAGAACACCUGGGCCUGGUCAUAUACCGAAAGAUUCGAAGAGCAGCCCGACUAAAAUACCGGCGCGAGUUCCUUUGUCGAAUCUUAAGCACGGUAGCAACUCACCUGAGAGACCUCGACCUGACUCACGAGCUCAAGGUGUCUUACGCGUGGGCCCUCCGCUUACACGCGCACCUCCUCCCAAGAUGAGAGAGCUUGGACCGCCUCCCGAGUUGGAAACACCAACAAACCCCUACCGCAACGUCGGGCUUGGUUCAGGUAGCUUUGUUCGAGCAGUCGACCCCGAGGACGUGUACAAUGAUCAAGUCUUCGACGAUGCUCCAUACAAGCAAAGUUCGUAUCAGAUUUAUGCAAAGUCCCAGCCACAUCAUAAUCUUCAAAUGGCCAUACACAGCGAGCGUCUUGCCCAAUCCGCAUAUCCUCAGGCGCCUCCCCCUAGACAGAUCUCGAACACCUCUACAGCUGUGAGCGGUUCGGAGAAUUGGGAGACUUAUGAUGACAAUUCCGAGCCUGAGGAGGACGCGUCUGAUGCUUAUUACGCUAAGGUGAGAGCUGCGAGAGGGAAACGCUUUACGCCCGAGAACGGCUAUCCGAAUCCUCAAGCAAACCAGCCUAAGCGACAGCGAGGCAUUCCCCCUGCCGCGCAUACUGGGGACGUUGUAGACGCCGAGGGCAACCGCAUCAUUUCAGGUAGUGAGUGGACGGAUGAGGAUGCCUACUGAGCCUUCAAUUAUUCUUGGUGCUGGACGAUAACGAGCUCCGACAAGUUACGCAAUUAUCAGUUACGAUUCAUUGGAUGUCUCUCACGAUUAGUCAUCAGCAACGGCGCCAUUCCGGAAAUUCUUCACAUUAACAUUCUUGGUCAGAUCUUGACACUUUCGAUUUUCACACACUUCUU